CUGUAGCAGUAGUCUACUGCAGUAAGUAAAAAAUACGGAUUUCGCAGUAAUGUUUACAGUCUGUUAAAUUUGUAAACAAGUUGUAAAGUCCACUGGCACGGAGUCAGUUUAACACUUAUGCAUAACAACUUAAUUAGCUUUGGUCAACAAAGCCAAAACAUUUACGGAAAUGAGCAAGAUACGUGGCAGCAAAGACAAGAAGAAACCUAUUUCACUGGUAAUGGAAGCAUCAGCGGAAUUCAGCCGCACAACAAUCAAACUCAAAAAUAUUUUACCAAUCAGUCAUCCAAUGCUGCUGCCUCUUAUAUGCCUAUGGGAUUCAGUUCACCUCAAAUCCCAAACCCAACUUCCGUAGUUAACUCAUUUCCCACAUGUGUCACCAACUUCAAAGGGCUUGCAAAUAAUAACGUUAUGCCUAGUCCUAGUCCAAGUGUGAACAGUACGCCAGCUGUUGGGCUAGCAACAAUGGGAGCCUCAAUACUUUCUCAGUUUUUAUCAAACAUUCAACUACAACAAUUAGGAAUAGGUGCAAAUGUUUUACAAGAUAAUAAUAAUAAGUCUUUUUUUAAACUAAAUCCGACUCAGCCAAGUCCAAGUGAUUGUGAUAGCAAUUAUUAUAGUUUUCCAAAUGAAUCUUACAUGACAAAUUCUGCCACCAGUAUGACUGUUGGAACAUCUGGUGGAAUUUCUGGUAUGGGAAGUAAUGGGAAUACAAAUAACAUUGAUGUUAUGAAUGUAGGAAGUGCUAUGAAUAGCGGAAACUCUUUAAGAACAAAUGUGGGAAAUAGUGUCUGUGAUUCCAUUGGAAGUGUGAAUGGAUCUAAUACUAAUACUAUCAAUUCUUAUAAUAGCAGCAAUGGCUGUUUAGGAAAUACAGCAGAAAAUUUCAGUUCCACAAGUGCAUUUGGUAGUUACACUUCUGAAAAUAAUGUUGGAAGUAACAAUGCGAUACAUUGUGGAACUUCUCAAAAUGCAUCAACUGCUGGAAUGGGAUCCAACAGAAAUUCUCAGAAUGCUUUUCUUGACAAAUAUGAAAGUGUAAAUAGUAGCAGAAAAAGGAUAUAUGAUGCAGCCUCUAACUCUAACCAUUAUAAAGGAACAGAGGUGUAUUAUCAAAGCUCCCCUUCCAGUGAAAAAUUUGAAAAUGAUCCAAGUGAAUUAAAUCAUAAUCAUUCUGUCUAUUUAAGUCCACAGAACUUUGAUCAGUGGGUAUUAUUAAAGAAAAAACUCCAUAAAAGUGAUGAUGAAUUAGCACAAUAUUUAUUUAGUUUGCAUAACAAGGGCUGCUUUCAGUGUACAAACAGACAUGAAGAAAAAAGUUACAGUAGACCAAAACAAAGGUUUUUCAAGAAUGACUACACUUGCAUAGAUGAAGAGGUUGUCAAGACAGCAUUAACAGAAGAAGAGGAAGAAAUGAAAAAAUGUAUGGGGUUCUCAGGUUUCAAAACAACAAAGGGAUCCAGAGUCCAAGACAAUUGUUACAACAGUGUUUGUUCUGUAGGUUUACCCAGACCUGAAGACAGAAAAGCUGAUACUGAUUCUAAAAGUUUAACAUUAGAAGAGAAAAGAAUAAUAUUAGCUAAAGGUGGAUUCUGUGUCUUUGCAAAGGCCUCUGGUUUUCUUCCAAAUAAAUUAGAAUCUUACUCCACCACAUGUGCAUCAACCAGAGAACGAAGUUCAACAAGUUCUGGUGUACUUGUAUACAAACACAGAUGAUAUUAUACAGUUGAUAAGACAUUGUCAGGCUACUCAAUUAUUGGUGCUACUCUCUUUGGUGCAAUAAUAUAUUUUAAAUUGUCAACAUUAAGUUUUAUUUUAAUUAUUUUUGGUGAGUUGUUUUUAAGGUUGCAAAAGUUUUUGAUUUUUUAAAAGUUGACAGAAAAGCAAAAUUUUAAUUGACUGUGACUCUUUUAUGAAUCCACAUAAAAGAAGUUAAGCUUAAACGUAUAUAUAUAUAUUUAUAAUAUUGUGAAUGGGAAAGCUUGUAUUGGAGCACACAGGAUUAAAAACUAGCAUACACCAUGACCUUUUUUUUUAAGUGCUAUUUUGUCACAGAAAUAUGUUCUUUGUGAUUUGAAGUCAAACUUGUCAUUGAAAUAUGUGAUCUAGGAACAAAACCUACUUCUAUCUCCAUGAUUUUUAAGAAAAUUAUUAAUGUUUUAUUAUCAAAUGUGUUAGACUUUUUCAUCUGAUAAAAAAGUAGCACUUUUAUAAAAAAAAUCUUUUGGUUUCUUACCAUUAUUUUUAUGCAACUGCAGCCAGUUAAAUUUUGAUUUACUUUAGUGUAAUUUUUAUUAAAUUUUGCACAUAUCAGCUAAGCAUUUUUAUCUUUUACUGUUUAAUUUUUUCUCACACUUUUCAAAAACUCAUUUUAAAAAUUUGUUUUCAUUUUGUUAAAAAAAAAAAUUGAUUUGUAUUACAUGUAAACGUGUGCACCAUGGGUUCUUGUCUGGUACAGCUAUA
This is a messenger RNA of Physella acuta, 2463 nucleotides long. RefSeq lists its product as uncharacterized. Gene Ontology annotation, biological process: RNA splicing. The record is from RefSeq and is a predicted model, not a curated record. Lineage: Eukaryota; Metazoa; Mollusca; Gastropoda; Physidae.